AUGGCCAUUCUAGCUGGUAUAAGUGACCUGGGCUCGCCAAAGAAACUUACCCUGUGGGGGGACCCGCAUGAGGUCUGCCGUCCUUAUGGAGAGAAAAACAAUGCAUUCAUUGCUGCCAGCUUCGAGGACAAGAACAAGGAUGAGAUUUCCAAGAAAGUUACCAGGGCCCUUGAUGAGGUUACCUCUGAUUAUCAUUCAGGAUCCUCUUCUUCAGAUGAAGAAACAAGUAAGGAAGUAGAAAUGAAACCCCGUUCAGUGACUUCGACCACUAGCCCUGUGUCACAGAUUUCAGAACUGAUAUUCCCACCUCUUCCAAUGUGGCACCCUUUGCCCAGAAAAAAGCCAGGAAUGUCCCAAGGGAAUGGUCAUCAAAGUCACUACCCUCGUCCUGCUCCAUUUAGUUAUCCAAAUCAGGGAAGGAAGAAUAAACCAUAUUGCCCAAUUCCAGUAACAUGGGUACCUCCUCCUGGAAUGCACUGGAUUAAUCCUCACAUGUUAGCACCCGACCAGCCGCUUUGGAUUCUGUUGGUGUCAUGUUGA
This is a messenger RNA of Phacochoerus africanus (Common warthog), 540 nucleotides long. RefSeq names its product protein BTG3-like. The transcript is spliced from 2 exons. NCBI's taxonomy places the organism in Eukaryota, Metazoa, Chordata, Mammalia, Artiodactyla, Suidae. Gene Ontology annotation, biological process: negative regulation of mitotic cell cycle; negative regulation of cell population proliferation. Gene Ontology annotation, cellular component: nucleus; cytoplasm. The record is from RefSeq and is a predicted model, not a curated record. The coding region runs from base 1 to 540 and encodes 179 amino acids.